This is a messenger RNA of Saccostrea cuccullata (small rock oyster), 1052 nucleotides long. RefSeq lists its product as uncharacterized. The transcript has 2 exons. The annotation marks the transcript as partial. The record is from RefSeq and is a predicted model, not a curated record. Lineage: Eukaryota; Metazoa; Mollusca; Bivalvia; Ostreida; Ostreidae.
AGCCAAUAUGAAACCAACAUUUCCUUCACCUCGUUAUACGUGUACAUUACAGCUAAUCUCCAGCAGGCCCCGGUGAUAAAGGGACCAUCCGAGACCGGAAGUAGUGGUGACGUCACUGUAGCGGUCACUACAGGAGUGCUAUCGGUCAUCGCUCUUGUCUUAGUCGGCGUCUUUAUAUGGAGGAGGUAUCACAGACCAAGAGGUCAGGGUACUAACAUAGGAAUACAGAAUCCGAUGUUUAAUGCUAAGGAAAUGAACACAUACGAGAUCAUCCGUAGGUCACAUCCGGAAGUCAACAUGUACGCCGAUUUAACCCCCCUGGACGUCACAAAAAUUCAAGACAAUGCAGUGUAUUACGACACAGCCAAACCUUUCGAGGAAAAUAGCAUGUACUUGCCUAUACAGGAAUUCACAAAGGGGGAUGAUUCCAGGGAUACCCGAAAUUCUCGAAUUUCUCGGAUGUUUAGUCAUACUGAUUAUGACGUCAUACCGGCUAAUGAAGACCAAAGUGCUGAAGUGGGACAACAGAGAUAUAUAGUAGAUGACACAUAUCUAGUGCCCAGACCGUCCGUGAAGAAGCAUUAAAACUAUUUGAUGAAUAUGUUUUUUUCUGUUCUCGGAUUAUGAUCUGAUACUUUUAAAAAAAGGAUUACAGCGAAGCGAGAUUCGAUCAAAAAGACGAUAAAAUGCUCUCAAAAAAUAAGAAUUAAUUUCUUACAUACAUUUUGAAUAGUUUUUUGGACAAUUUGUUUAUUUUAUCGAUGAAUAAAUUAAUUCUUUUUAUAGGACAUUGCAGUGUUAUUGGAGAAAACAAAUGUAUCUUUUAAAGUUUACUCAUAAGCACACAUCUCUCAAGGUAUGCAAAUGUGAUUCUGCGAUGCAUUUAAAAGGUAACAAACUGUGUCGGUAUUUACUCGGCAAUUUCCAAGCGCCAUGGAAAUGCUUGCUAUGAAUAUAUUGUAAGAUAUUUGGGUACCAGACAAAACCAUUGCUUUAAGUUGGUCCAAAAUUAAAAUCAAGAUUUUUUAAAUCAUUGACAGCUGCUUUUUCAA